AUGCUCGAUCUGGUCAGCGGUUCCGUGCCAGUUCCAUCAGGUGUCACGGUGACGAAAGCGGUGGCCAUUCAGAUCUACCUGCUCUUCCAGGAGAGGCGGCUGAGGCACCUCGCUUGGAAGGACAUAUUCUUCGUCAUCGCCUCACUCUCUCUGGGCUACGCCAUCGCAGCGCCGUCGGAAGCCGCCAUAAUGCGGCUGCGGCGCACUCUCUACGUCAAGAGCGACCGCACGUACCUCGGACUCGUCGCCGACUACAAGGAGCGCAUGAAGAAGCGCUCCCGCGACGAGAUGCUGAAGCAGCUCGAUCAGGCUGAGGCGCAGCGGCACUUGAUGCAGCUCUACGACCGCGAGCCGCUCAACUUCUCCUUCGCCGAGGUGGCGGGCGGUGGGGGCGGCGGCGAUCCCGGCGGUAGCGGCACCGCCACCACGGCUCCCGCGCCGACGCAGCCGGCGCCGGGGCCUCUCGACGUCCGCACUCGCACCCUUGCGACGCAGCUCACGCUGAUGGCGGCGGGCGCCCACUGCGAUUUCGCAAAGGGCACCCGGCCGUACUUUUGGGACCGGACAGCGGAGAGGUGGGUGCAGAGCACGGGCCCUACCGGGUGGUCCGAUCGGCUGGGCGAGCUCCCGCUCGACGUGCUGCGCAUCAUCGACGGUACGGUGCGACAGGUCAAGCUAUCCCGUGCGCGGCGCGCAGAGACGCACGAGCUCCAGGCCAUCGCGCUGCGGAAGCAGCUGGACGACGAGCGGCGGCGGACGGAAGAGCUCGUGACGGCGGCGCAGGCGAGCAAGCGGGGGGCGGAACGCACGCUCCGCCAGGCCGCGGCUCUGCGCGACCAGGCUGCGGAUGAGCGGCGAGCGACGGAGGCGGCGAUGGAGGCGGCGCGGCGUGAGCACGAGAUGGAUCUCAAGGAGGCGCGCGCCGCAGCGGCGGCAAAGUACAACGUGCUGCGAGCCGAGGCGCGCGCCGAGCGCGUGACGGCGGGCGAGAAGAUCACCGAGCUCGAGCGCAUCAUCACCGAGCUCGAGCGCGGGCUGCGCGGCGCCAAGGUGGCUCUCAGAGCGGCGGGGCGGCAGGCGGUGGCGGCGGCCGAUGAGGCAGCGAGCGAGCUCGAACGCGCCAUGUCCGGGCGCGUCUGGUCGGCCGUGCGCGAGGCGGACGCGCGUCGGGAGGCUGCUGAGAAGCGGUGCAACGACCUGCAGGACGAGCUCGAGGAGCUGCAGCAGCAGCUCGGCUCUCGGAGCCAGUCGCGGCAGCGGGAUGCCGAGCAGCUGAAGUACUUCAAGAAGCGGACGGAGGACUUGCAGGCCAAGAUUGCCGCGUACGACAUGCGCGCCAACCGCCGCUUCUACGACAUCGAGCCGAUUGCCGAGGAGAACGCGUUGCUGCGCGAGCAGCUGGCGGAGGCGCGGGCGGAGGCCGCCAAGUACAAGGGCAUCGCGGAGCCGGAUGCCUCGCACUUUCGGAACGGCGGCGGCUACACCCUCGAGCACGACCUCACCAGGUUCUACCGAAUCAAGCUGCCGACGCACGUGCAGCGCGUGCCGCACAAGAAGGUCGCGGGCAAGAUGACGUACGUUGAGCGCACGCUGCUGUACGUGGGCGGCAAGACGCACGUGAAGGAGGUGUGUGCCGUGCUGAACCAGGCGCACAAGCUCCAGGUGGGCGUGCAGCUGCUCGAGUCGCCGAACGACUCGUACUGCUACAUCUCGGACGGCGCCGAGUCGCUGCAGACCGACUACCUUGCGCAGCUGCUCUCGCGCCGCGACGCCAGCGGCAGGCUGCAGACCAUCGCGCCGACGCCCCCCUCCUGCGUCGCAGAGGGCGAGGACGGCCCGACCUGUGCGCACCACGGCAUCGUCAACAUCUUCGAGGGCGGCCGCAAGGAGAUUGACAAGGUCCUCAAGGCGGCGAUGAACAUCACCGAGGAGCAGAGCGCGGCCGACGCCGCCAAGAUCAAGAACAUGCGCACGCACGUCGGCUGGUUCAGCUCCCCCUCGUGCUCGCUCAUCUACCAGACCGUCAAGUACACCGCCCUCUUCUCCUCCAAGGGCUACGCCGUCGGCUCCAAGUUCCGCCAGUGGAUCCUGACGCAGCUGGCCGCGCAGGAGGGCGACAUCCCGGACGACCAGCUGCUCGGGUCGGUGGAGGACCUGCUCGCGAUCUGCGGCUCGCGCGACUACGUCUUCUUCAUGAAUGCGGCCGUGACAGAGCGCUUCUCGCAGGAUGGCAGCCUGCUCACCUUCCUCGAGGAGGAGGAUACCAUGGGCGCGGAGGCGGGCGGGAAGCUGCGCAAGUCCAUCCUCCUGGGCUUCCGCUCCGACUACAUCAUGGCUGCGGUCCGGGCGAUGGCGCUCAUCUGCGACUCGGCGCUCUGGGAGCUGCUGCGCGCCAUCGGCUCGGACACGCACAUUCUUGACAUCCUGCCCGUGAUGUGGCCGGAGACGCUCGCCUUCUUCGAGGCUGCCGCCGCCGCGCCGAGCAAGGUGGUGGACGGGUCGCUGACGCUGAGCCUCUCCGUCGCUCGCGAGGCCAAGGUGACGCCUCGGGCGACGCGGGCCGCGAUCGACAUUGCUCGGAUCCGCGAGAAGGCGGCAGGCGACACGAUCAUCGAGAAGAUGCUCUCCUCCGCUUUCACCGCGAUGGCCGAGGGCACCCGCAACCACGCCUCUGAGUUCCUCCCUGGCGGCAACUUCUGCUCGGAGAAGAUCACGGACGAGCUGCGGCAGCGGUUGAGCGGCAUGCCCACGACCAGCACAAGUGCCGAGCGCACGUUUGCGCUCGGGCGGGAUCACGACCAGCGUGCCGGCGCUUGCCGCGACGACACGCGGUCCGGCGCAAUCCUAGGCGCGAUGGACAACACGCACGAGUUCAUGCGCGGCCGCGAGAAGGGCGAGGAGGAGUGGAGGAUGCUGCGCCGGCUGGCCCGGCGGGGCAUGAAGGAGACGAUGGCGGAGAAGCGCAUCGCGGCAGGCCGGGCGGCGGCGACGGAGCGCAACGCCAAGCUCGAGGGCCACCGGGCCAAGCAGGCGGCCAAGAAGAAGGAGCUGGCGCGGCUCGAGGCCAUCCCUUUGGCGACGCGCUACUCCGAGUUGAAGGGCAUGGUGGGCGACGAGCUGGUCGACCAGCUGCGGAAGCACAAGCUGCUGGGCAAGAAGGGCUUCACGGUGACGCAGCCGAACCGCGAGGCCUACUUCCUCCAGCUGCAGACGCUGCUGCUCGAGGCGGACCCGGCGGCGAACGAUCUCGAGGACGGCGACUCGGGCAUCACCGGCCGCGGCAUCCGGAAGAAGUCGGCGGGCGGCGGUGGCAAGAGGAAGAAGAAGAAGAAGGGCGUGAUCUACUACAUGGACUACGAGUGGACCGAGGAGGAGCAGGAUGACUUCGAAGUCUCGGCGAUCGUCGGCAAGGUGGUUGCAGAUGGCAAGGCGACGUAUGCGAACCAGGGCAAGGCCAAGGUGGGCACCGUCCUCUACCGCGUCGUGUGGAAGGACUUCCCGCCCGACCUCGUCUGGUACGAGCCGGAGGACAACCUCGGCGAGGGCUACCUCAAGGAGUACGAGGCGCGCGUCGCGGCGGAGGCGGCAGCCGACGAGGAGUCGGCGCGUGAGGAUGCGGAGCUCGAGGAGCUGGAGGAGGCGGAGGCGCUCGCGCGCGACGAGUGA
Messenger RNA from Emiliania huxleyi CCMP1516, 3666 nucleotides. RefSeq lists its product as hypothetical. The transcript has 5 exons. Lineage: Eukaryota; Haptophyta; Isochrysidales; Noelaerhabdaceae. Bases 1 to 3666 code for a protein of 1221 amino acids. The record is from RefSeq and is a predicted model, not a curated record.